Aspergillus mulundensis is the source of this 1815-nucleotide messenger RNA. RefSeq lists its product as uncharacterized. Bases 1 to 1815 code for a protein of 604 amino acids. NCBI's taxonomy places the organism in Eukaryota, Fungi, Ascomycota, Eurotiomycetes, Eurotiales, Aspergillaceae. The record is from RefSeq and is a predicted model, not a curated record. The transcript has 6 exons.
AUGCGCCGGGUUCGUACCCCGUACGCGUACACAUACGGGUAUGGUAGGGUAUUACCUCUCGAAGAACUAUAUGAUCUGAAGCGAAGAGCAUCUAUAGAAGCAGUUGCACCCCUCCUUACCCCUGGAUGCCUUCUAUUGGCGUGUCCUAGAAUAGCAGCGAAUGGAGGGACGCCCACGGUGAGAGGGUCGAGUCAGGACGCCGAUGCUGCUUACCUGCUGGUUUGGUCAACCGACAACGAGGACAACGAGAACACCAGUUUUAUUUUCAAUAGCGAAGAGACAAACCACUCUCAAGCCCAGAAUCGAGGAUAUAUCCUGGGUGAUAACUGUUUUGUGCCCGUCUCGUCUUCGUCUCGUCUCCGUUCCGUCUUUCCCUUUCUUUCCUCGUUCCAGCGUGUCUGCCUCCUGCCCAGCGCCCUCGACUUCCAUCUCCUCUGCCACUUUCACGCGCGUUUUCAUCUUGUAAUCAAGCCCGGCGCACGCUGCAAUUCCUUCACCAUCGAUCCUUUCACCCCCCUCGUCGUGGACAUGGGUCGGACCGUCGACCAGGAAGUUCACGCGGCGUUUGUCGAGUUCCGCGCCAAGGAAGACGAUAAGGACGUCAUCGUCAUCCAGUGUCUCUCGGUCCAGUGCAUCUACUGCCAGCAGAUCCGCGCAAAGAACACCUCGCGCCAGAAGCAGCAUCUGCUCGAAUGCCCUGGCCUUCGCGGCGCCCAGGCUCAACCUCAGACCCAGCCUACCCAGGCCGCUCCCAAUGGCAUCACCGCUACUAAUGGAUACCCUCCAAAUCCUAACGCUGCAGCCGCGACUGCGCCGGGCCCCGCGCCGGGCCACGCUGGGCUUUCGACCCCCGGUGCCGGCAUGAUGCCCAAUGGCGUCGGUCCCCAUGCGACUCCCAUGCAGACGCCGAUGCAGAACCUCGCUGGACGUCCCUCCCUGCCGGCUACCGGCCCCGUCGCUGGCCCUUCAACCGGCGCGCCUCCGCAGCCUCCUCGCGCGACGCCUAAAGCGAAGCCGAAAGCCUCGACGUCAAGCCUCCCUGCCCCGCCUCUCGACGAUGUUCACGCUGCGUUUGUUGAGUUCCGCGCGAAAGAGGAAGAUAAGGUAAGCGCGCUUGGCUUAUUGGGCCCGUUCAACGCAGAAGAAAGCGAACCCGGUCCUGACGAGGAACAGUGUCUCUCCGUGCAGUGCAUCUACUGCCAGCAGGUUCGCGCGAAGAAUACUAGUCGACAGCGCCAGCAUCUGCUAGAAUGCCCGACCUACCUCAGCGUCAUGAAAGACUCGAUCCCCGCGAACAACCUCCUCCACACAUUCCCCGAAGGCGAAGUUGCUCGGUCCCUGCAGCUCCCUGCGCCCACACUCGAGCUCGAUUUCCGUCUGAGCCUGAAGGUCAACCCCAAGGUUGGAGUCGGCCCUGGUAUCUGGGGCACCCGGGACUGGGUUACGUUUGUCGGUGGUCAGUGGGCUGGGCGAUGGGGUAAGGGAGUGGUUGUGCCCGGCGGACAAGAUUGCCAGGUCAUGGCCAAGGAGUCUACGAGUCUUCGAGCGAACUUCCUCCUCCAGACCGCCGACGACCCCCCCGCGUUCAUUGUCGUCAAGACCAAUGGAUGGUUAACAGGCGCGAAAGAUGUGCUGGAUAAGCUCAACAACCCGCAGCUGGCGGACGGCAUCAACGCCAAUUCGUACAAGUACCGCGUUAACCUAUCUAUGGAGACUGGCGAUGACCGCUAUACCUUCCUCAACACACUGAUGUGGGUUGCCAGCGGCUGCCGUAGGGGUCAAGAAAUAAUUCUCGAUUCAUUCCGCGUCAACUAG